GGUAGCGGGGUGGCCGCGAUCCUUCCGUCAGCUGUGGCGAGAGUUGUCCGUCCGUGGCCCGGGCGAUGGAGACUCAGGCAGUUGUUAUCGUCACCUUCGGGGGGGACUGAGGGAGGCGAUGGUGCGGAUUAAUGGAGAGGUGUCUCUGAAAGCUUACCAAGGACUGGAAGCUUUUAGUUGCUGUCAUAACUUUGAGACUUCUCCGAUAACGAUCCAAAUGAAAUGACCAAGGAGCUGGAUCUGCGAUAUGAUGGAUAGUUGAAGUCAUGGGGAUCAGACCUGCCAGAUGCCUGAACAUUCCUACAGCAGUGCUGUAUGGUUCCUUAUCGCUAUUUGUCUCUAUUCUGCAUAAUGUGUUUCUCCUGUAUUAUGUGGAUACAUUUGUGUCUGUUUACAAAAUCGAUAAGUUAUCCUUCUGGAUUGGUGAGACCAUUUUUCUCAUAUGGAAUAGUCUUAAUGAUCCAUUAUUUGGAUGGCUAAGCGACCGCUCAUUUUUGAGCACACAACAGUCAGGUGCUACAAUCUCCUCUCCUGAAGUAGUGUUGAAGCGACUGAAGGCAUUAAUGCGAAAUGGUCCUCUAUUUGCACUGUCGUUUCUCUCCUUCUGGGUGGCGUGGGCCCGGCCAGGAGUACAAUUUCUCAUCUGCCUUUGCCUGUACGACGGAUUCCUCACCAUUGUGGACCUCAAUCAUAAUGCCUUACUGGCAGACUUGGCAGUAUCAGAAAAGGACAGGACUAGACUGAAUUUUUACUGUUCCCUUUUUAGUGCCCUUGGAUCCCUAUCUGUGUUCAUGUCCUACGCCGUCUGGAACAAGGAAAACUUCCUCUCAUUUAGACUCUUCUGUGCAGCGAUGGCUGCCUUUUCUAUUUUUGGUUUUAGUAUAUGCACUUGGCUUCUCAGACAACGGUUUCAGUUGGAAGUCGAAGUCAAACAUGCGGAGACUUCCACUUUAAAAGAGUUGUACAUUAGUCAAGCACCUCUUGCCCAGGAGCAGACACUGACACUGGCAGAGUAUCUGAAACAACUGUCCAGACACCAGAACUUUGUUUGGUUUGUGUCCAUGAACCUGGUGCAGGUAUUUCACUGCCACUUCAACAGUAAUUUCUUCCCCCUAUUUCUGGAGUAUCUACUUUCAGACAGAAUUUCACUCUCCACGGGUUCCUUUCUCCUAGGUGCAUCGUACAUUGCUCCACAUUUAAACAACCUUUACUUCCUGUCACUGUGCCACAGAUUUGGAGUUUAUAUGGUCAUUCGAUGGUUGUUCUUCUUGAAACUGGUGCUCAGCUUGAUCAUGUUGCUGGCAGGUCCAGAUCAAAUCUACCUACUUUGUUUCUUCAUAGCCAGUAAUCGGGUGUUCACAGAGGGGACCUGCAAGCUUCUGAACCUGGUCAUCUCUGAUCUAGUGGAUGAAGAUUUUGUGAUGAACAAGAGGAAGCAGGCAGCAUCGGCACUGCUCUUUGGAAUGGUUGCCUUGGUGACAAAACCCGGACAGACGUUUGCCCCACUAAUUGGGACUUGGCUGUUGUACGUUUAUACAGGGUAUGACAUCUUUCAGCAUGAUGCACUACGUGACAUUGUAAGCACAAAGCCAGUGGUGGAGCCAAAUGCAGUCUGGAUGAAGGCAAUCCGCCAGGGAUGCUUCUACCUAUUGGUCUUCAUCCCCAUCACGUGCGGUGUGCUGCAACUUCUAGCCUGGUCUCAAUUCAGUCUUCAUGGUAAAAGACUCCAGACAAUAAAAUCAUUGAGACAGAGCACGUAUCAAGAGGGCCUGCAGGACAUUAAAGCCGUGUAAGCCAAAUCUACCUGUGUCAACAAAUGCCCGUCCACGUCUAUCAGAUUUCACUCAACUCUUGGUGACUGGUACUUCCGCUCAGGGUGUGGAAACCUUCAAUGGACCAAUAUGUUUGGAUUGUCUGAUUUCAAUUAUGUAGCAAAUUCCACAUAUAUUAAGACUAAUAGUUAAUAAGACACAUGUGCCUAAACAAUAUUUUUAUUACUUGGCCUUUAUGAUUCACCAGAGGACCACGCUUUGUAUUUGAAGCCUAGGAGAUAUUUUGAUAUUUUGCAUGUGCACAAAAUCAUAAGAUCUGAGUUUAUAAUCUGUUAUUGUGCUGUGAAUUUUAUCCCAGUAUAAUUCCACCAUUGCUUGCAGAGCCAACUUUUGGUAAAUAGGUUGCAUAAAAGAUUUAGCAUUGUUGUAAUCGAUAUUUGUGUCCUUGUUAAGUAACAUUUCAUAAUUUAAUUGUACUGUGUUUGUGAAACUGGGUCGAUAAACUGAUGAAGUGGGUUAGAUUUUGGCACCUCUCCUUUGGUGUGUUAAGUUCCACACAAAUCAUCACUGCCCGGCUCUCUGCGGAAUAAGAAUGAACAUUCUCGCUGGAGGGCUUAUUGGACAUCAAGCAUCUAACUUUUCUCAAAUUCUCAUUGAAUUCAGUGGUUCUGCAGCAGCACAAAGAUUCCAAGGUUGGCGGCAGAAGCCAGUUAUUGGAGGCAGAACUUUGGAUCCAACCUGACUUAAUCUGGGGCAAAUGUACCCAAUGCUGACACCCGGUGGCCAAAACAGGAAAUAGCCCACAAAGGCACUGGAGGAACUCAGCAGGUCAGGCAGCAUCUAUGGAGGGAAGUGGACAGUCGACAUUUCGGGUCGAGACCCUUCAUUAGGAUGACCUGAAACAUUGACUGUCCAUUUCCCUCCACAGAUGCUACCUGACCUGCUGAGUUUCUGCAGCAUGUGUUGCUCCAGAUUUCUAGCAUCUGCAGUCUUUGUGUCUACAGGAUAUAUCCCUGUCUACCAUAUAAAAUAGUCAUCAAACUUUUUUCACAGCCUAGCGUUUUUAAAAAAAAAAGCUAUUCCUAGUGCCAAAGCUUUGCUGUGAAUGAGUGAUUCCAGAUUAUAUCAAUGCCAGGUGUUCCAUAUUUUUGUUAAAGCUACUGUUUCUACCUGUAAUGUUUGCAGCAUCAUCCCUUGUUCCUCUGCAGUCGCCCACCCUACUUGUACUUUCCAGCUGUGCAAUCCUUCAGAACCCCAAACUUCUGUCUCCUGUUGUAUUUGUUGCUAAAGUUGGCUAACUCCUCUGAAAUAGUCUUGCUGCACGUCUCUGUCAUCAAGCUGUGGUGAAACGCUCAGCUGAAUGUUACAGACUAAUAAUCUAGUCUUCCAACUUCCCUGGAGUCUCUCUCAUUCAUCAAGACAGAACCUUGUCUUUGGGAGGAAUGCCUUUCUUUCUAUUUGAGAAGUUUAUGUCCCGUAUCCAGAGUCUCUGGAAGAACUGCAGUGGCCUUUUUCUUCUGUUGCAGGAGACGCAACCAAAUAAAAUUCCAGAGUGGAGACCUGAGAGACCACACAGGCUGGAAUCUAGAGCAACAAACAAUCUGCUGGGGGAAGUCGGUGGGUCAGGCAGCAUCUGUGGAGGGAAAUAGAACCAUAGAACCAUACAGCACAAAACAGGCCCUUCGGCCCACCAUGUUGUGAUGUCCAUCAGACCACCCUCACACUACCUAACCCCUUCCUCCCGCAUAUCCCUCUAUCUCACAUUCCUCCAUACGCCUAUCCAACAAGCUCUUGAACCUGUUCAAUGUAUCUGCCUCCACCACCACCCCAGGCAGUGCAUUCCAUGCACCAACCACUCUCUGGGUGAAAAACCUCCCUCUGACAUCUCCCCUGAACCUCCCACCCAUAACCUUAAAGCCAUGACCUCUCAUCUUGAGCAUUGGUGCCCUCCCCUCCACCUCUUCUGCCCCCUUCCCUAUCCCUCUUAAAACACCGAAAACCAGGAAUAUUCAAUAUCCACUCCUCUCCUGACAUCAGCCACGUCUCAGUAAUAGCCACGAUAUCAUAGUCCCCCAUACUUAUCCAAGCCCUCAGUUCAUCCCCCUUAUUCCUGACACUUCUUGCAUUUAAGUAAACACUCUCUCUCUCGACCUGCCCAUUUCCCUCCAUAGAUGCUGCCUGACCCACUGAGUUCCUCCAGCACUUUGUGUGUUACUAAAUAAGAUUCCAGUUGAGCUGUAUUCAAAGUGACUGACCAGCUAAGGACCUGCCAGCUGAGGUUUCCAUUGCAUCCUUUGAAAAUAUAUACAAUGCCUGCUUAUGAGUCCUGUGUUUUAUUUCUAAACUCUCAUUUGUAAGCAUGUUGCUGCAUUUGCACAAUUGAAUAUAUUCCCCCAGCCCCUUGUGUGCAGACCAACACCUGCACAUUCUAGAGCCACACCAGCCUUGUCCUGUCAGUACCUCUGGCACUGCAGGCCAGUUUUCCCAAGCUGCAGGGAGAUGUUUCUUGAGACUACAUUCCACACACAGCAGGACCCGAUCCUGAUGGAUCCUGUACGGUUCGGAGUUAAAGGGGCCAAUCUAAUGUUGAGCACUGAUCCCAGGACUUGGCACCCGACAGUUUGUGAGCCAGUACUGGCUUACGACCCAAACCUUGUAAACCCCUAGUGUGACAGACCCUUACUUGUUGAGAAACCAAAUUCAGUGCGGAGAUAGAGAAGGGCCAACUAAUGAGAUUUCUGUGUAUCUCCCUGUCUGAUCACUCAUUUCCCUCCAAUCUAUUCUUCAGCCCAAGAUGUGAAUACUCACUGCAUGUAUCUGCUGUACUUUGAGAAAUGCUACAGCCACAGAACUUGGUACAGGUCACAGUGUGUGUUGGGGUCUGUUUAUUGGGGAUGGGGCUCUCUUAUCAUCUGCAGAGUCUUGUAGUAUUUCCAAAGGAAGCUGAAUGUGAUUUGUUUUUUUUAAACUGCGGGGAUGUUGUUGUAAACUGUAAAACAGCUUCAUUCUGAUUUUACUGUCAGUAUUUAUAUGUUUGUCUUGUAAAGGUGCUUAAUCUUGCCAAAUUAUAAUUAGUAGCAAAGUAAUAGACUGCCAUUUCUGGAGAAAUUAUAUUUGGAAAAGAUUGGAUAAAUUAUUUUUAAAAACC
This is a messenger RNA of Pristis pectinata (smalltooth sawfish), 4920 nucleotides long. RefSeq names its product major facilitator superfamily domain containing 13A (gene slc68a1a). The coding region runs from base 267 to 1793 and encodes 508 amino acids. The transcript is spliced from 9 exons. NCBI's taxonomy places the organism in Eukaryota, Metazoa, Chordata, Chondrichthyes, Rhinopristiformes, Pristidae. The record is from RefSeq and is a predicted model, not a curated record.